GCGGCCGCCAUCUUGAACCGGUCAUAGUUUCGUUGCGUAGCAGCAGUUAAGAUGCCAGAGCACUGUGCGGCAUUUUCCUGUUCCAAUCGGCGGACCAUCGCAAGUAGGGGUCGGGGGAUAACUUUUCACAAGUUUCCCAAGGACAAAGAUGUGAGGAAGAAGUGGGAAGUGGCUUUGAAGAGAGAAGGAUUCCAUGCAAGUGAUACAUCAGUACUUUGCUCUCAUCAUUUUAAGGAAGGGGAUUUUGAUAGGACGGGUCAGACUGUCCGACUCCGAGAUGGUGUUAUUCCAUCCGUCUUCAGCUUCCCGGUUCACCUCCAAAGAUUGGAAAAGGGCAGGGUUACAUCUACCUCCAGAAGAGCUGAAGAAAGCCUGUCCAUGGCCUCUCAGGAUUCCCAGGAAAUGGCAACCUCAAGCCCACAACCUCAGCCUAAUGAUGAUCAUGGCUAUGCCUUGCCUGCUUCUCCUACCGCUCUUAAGACCAGACUCAACGAAGCCUUGGCAAGAGUGGAACGUCUAGAGCGAGAGAAAAAGAAUUCCAUUGCCAGAGAAAAGAGGGCAAAAACCGCAGUGAAGAGUCUUCUGGGGGAUUUGAGAGAAAAGGACCUCAUUAAUGAAGAGCUCAAAAGAGAAGCUUGAAUUCUACUCUGAUCUUCAGCAAAGCAAGGCCACGAGUACACAAAGGGCUACAGAGAGUUUGCGCUCACGCUCCAUCUACAUGGUCCAAAGGCAUACAAAUACCUCAGAGAGACUCAACAUUUUCCCCUCCCACAUCCACAUACAACACAAAAGGUGGCUGCGUUCUGUGGCGUGUGUGUGAGAGAAAGAGAGAGAGAGAGCGAGAGAGAGAGGAGUGUGUGUGUGUGUGUGUGAGAGAGAGCGUGUGUAUGUCACAAAUCAUUAUAAAUUGUUUCUUCAACUUAUUAAAAUAUUUUAUUUUACUGCAA
Messenger RNA from Carassius gibelio (silver crucian carp), 947 nucleotides. RefSeq names its product THAP domain-containing protein 6. The record is from RefSeq and is a predicted model, not a curated record. Lineage: Eukaryota; Metazoa; Chordata; Actinopteri; Cypriniformes; Cyprinidae. Bases 52 to 639 code for a protein of 195 amino acids. The transcript has 6 exons.